UAUUCCUUUUAAAAGAAAAAACCGCAAAUCUCUACUUCUGUUGGCUGUUAGGCUUUGUUGUUGUUGUGAUUUUGGGAUUUUCCUAAUUUCGGUGGAAAAUGCCAUGACAACACCAUGGACAUUUCCGAAUUUGUCAUUGGAUCCCUUCUGGGAGAGGGUAAGUUCGGGAGAACAUACAAGGCUCGCAGGAAAAAUGAAAAAAAGAAGAUUGUUUUGAAACGUAUCGAAACCACCUGUCAAAUCAACAAAAAGGCUGUCAGCCAAGAAAUCGCUAUUCAAGGCUUAAUUGAAGAUAAUAGCCACCUUGUGAAGCUCUUGGGACAUUUUGUCGACAAAUCAGGCAUCGUUUGUCUCCUGAUGGAGUACUGCAAAGAAAGAGAUUUGGAACUGCUUAUUAAGAGAGCUGGAAUGAGAAAGACUAACAUUGAAGACGAAUUUAUCUGUAAAGCUAUAAAAGAAUUGUGUUUGGCGCUACUGUACCUGGAGGAGAGAGAGAUUCUGCACCACAACGUGAAGCCGUCCAGCGUGUACCUUACCUCAGAAUUCACCGUUAAACUAGGCGACUUUCGUCACGCUCAUUAUUUCCUCACACCUGCCCUUGUACCUGCCGAUGUUUCAGCUUACUCUCCACCGGAAGUUGUUUUGUGCCAACCUGUUACGUUCAAAGGGGACGUUUGGUCUGUCGGAUGCGUCGCCUACGCGCUGCACCAACUGCGUCCUCCAUUCUGCGGCCUUGGAGAGGAGCUGAGGAAGAAUAUUUGCGGGCGAAGCAUUCAAAUUGCAACGACUCGGGACAACUGCCAGCCGCUCUUCGACUUCAUUGGCCCGAUGAUGGCGACCAACUGCUUUUUCCGGCCGACCUUCAAGGAAAUCCUGCAGCACCCGCUCAUGCAACAGGUCAGCAACCACGUCCGUCCGUUCAAACCGGUUGAGGAAUUGGCCAAAGGGCCUGUUCGGGUUGGUUCGAGCGGAACCGACUCGAGCGAAGGCUUGCGGACCACCGUCAAGCUGGAUCCAAAUACAGUGCGUCGGCCGUCAAAUUUUCCCGCGCCUCCGAGAAAAGUUCGCUUCGUGAAAGAGAAAUCGGCCGACGAAUUUAAGUGGUACGAAAUCGAGCCGAAGCAGAAUGUGGCGGCCGGCAGGAGCUGCCUCAAAGCAGGGUCCAGUAAGGAGUUCAGUGAAAACUCCGAGAGGGGAAGUUACACGAAAGAAGACCUGGAAAAGGCGGUGGCCGAGAAACUGGCGAUCAGGAAGUUCACCAUGAAGUACUUGCGGAAGACGGGCAAGGAGAAUUACAUCGUUCAGCACACGAAAUUGUAGAAGACUGGCGUGAAAAAUGCUUAAGAUAUUUUAUACAGUGAUUCAAAUUAUAGUUGCCAUGCUUUAAAGCUACACAAAUAUCACAAAUAUAUAGAUUUACACCGUUGAAAAUAAAACCGACGCAGUCGCAUUGAGAGUUAA
Molecule: messenger RNA, 1461 nt
Organism: Cloeon dipterum
Lineage: Eukaryota; Metazoa; Arthropoda; Insecta; Ephemeroptera; Baetidae
Product: serine/threonine-protein kinase Nek6-like
Exons: 5
Coding region: 115-1320 (401 amino acids)
Biological process (GO): protein phosphorylation
Molecular function (GO): ATP binding; protein serine/threonine kinase activity
Source: RefSeq, a predicted model, not a curated record